GGAGCCUUUGUGGAAACACUGUGAGAACAACACAGCAAAGUAUGAUACUGUCGUACACUUGGACGAAGUGGGUACCUGUUUGUUUCCCAUUGUCCACAAGCACGAGAUGAAGACAAGCACAUGUUGCAUGGGCAGCAGAACUUCAGUAGCCGUGUGUUCUCCAGUCAACCAGCAGACGGUGAAGUGAAGGAGCACUGAGCGCUCCGUUUUCCGAUAGGUCCACUGUGAUCACGUGAACACUUGCUUAUUCCACCGGGGGGACUCGUGGAGCCCUGAGCCGCCCCAUACUCCCCUACGCAGGGAGUGAUCCAACACAAACCACACGACAACGCUCGCGUCAGAUUUGGUCGUAUCAUUGAUGCUCGCAGCCAGGAAGAAGGUGCAAAAAGGGAUGGUCGUGUUGUUGGCUUGACCCAACCCUAUCUAGAAAAAACGACAUUUCAACUGGUGUUUGGCCACAGCCACGAUGCUGACUUGACGUGGAGACGUGAAUUCUUUCCUCCGUGGAUGCAACAGCUUCAAUGAACAGAUCUCAUCUCCUCUACGGCUGGAGUUAUUUUCUCAUCUUUUUUUUUUUUUUUUGAACUUUUGGAUUUUGACAUUUUGGGGAGGAUGAAACAGCGGAAAGAAUUGAGCUUUAAAUCACGUUCCAGUGCUUUUUCAAAGCUAGAAAUACAGCAACUGUGCUUGUGGAUGAAGUGCGUUUUGUUGUGAUGCGUCUCUCUUCCAUUUCCAAUCAAACGACUUCGGAUUUUAGCUGUUGGAUCUGUGCUUUCCCAGAAUGGCUCGUUUCACUGAAGAUCUCCCCACCCGCUAUGGAGGGAGCACAGGCGGCGGCGCCGGCGCUGGAGGAGGAGCAGGGAGAGGAGCGCCGGGCGCAGGAAGAGGGGGAGCCCGCGGUGGAGGCGCUCCGAGCGGCCAAAGGAUGUACAAGCAGUCGAUGGCUCAGAGAGCCCGGACAAUGGCCAUUUACAACCCGAACCCCGUUAAGCAAAAUUGCUUGACUGUCAACCGCUCCCUCUUCAUCUUCCGGGAGGACAACGUGAUCAGGAAAUAUGCCAAACGUAUAACAGAGUGGCCUCCAUUUGAAUACAUGAUCUUGGCUACAAUCAUCGCCAACUGCAUCGUCUUGGCCCUGGAGCAACAUCUACCUGCCAGUGACAAAACACCCAUGUCGGAGCGCCUGGACGACACAGAGCCCUACUUUAUUGGAAUAUUCUGUUUCGAGGCAGCCAUUAAGAUCAUCGCCCUGGGCUUUGCAUUCCAUAAAGGCUCCUACCUCCGUAACGGAUGGAAUGUAAUGGACUUUGUGGUCGUUCUCACUGGGAUCCUGGCAAAAGUGGGCUCCGACUUUGACCUUCGAACACUGCGGGCUGUGAGAGUGCUGCGACCCCUCAAACUCGUGUCCGGGAUCCCCAGCCUCCAAGUGGUGUUGAAGUCAAUAAUGAAAGCCAUGGUGCCAUUGCUUCAGAUCGGCCUGCUGCUUUUCUUUGCUAUUGUCAUGUUUGCCAUCAUCGGGGUGGAGUUUUACAUGGGCAAAUUCCACACUACCUGCUUCAACAUCGACACAGGUGAAAAAGCAGCAGAAUGGCCUUGUGGUCUCGAGCCUCCAGCAAGGUUGUGUCCCAAUGGGACCCAGUGCAGAGAAUACUGGACCGGACCCAAUUUUGGCAUUACCAACUUUGACAACAUCCUGUUUGCCGUGCUUACGGUGUUCCAGUGCAUCACAAUGGAGGGCUGGGUCGACGUCCUCUACAGUACCAACGAUGUGGCAGGAAACACAUGGAAUUGGCUCUACUUCAUCCCUCUCAUCAUCAUUGGCUCUUUCUUCAUGCUCAACUUGGUGCUUGGUGUGCUAUCAGGAGAGUUUGCCAAAGAGAGAGAGCGGGUGGAGAAAAGACAGGAGUUCCUCAAGCUUCGAAGGCAGCAACAAAUUGAGAGAGAGCUUACGGGAUACCUAGAAUGGAUCUGCAAAGCCGAGGAGGUGUUGCUAGAGGAGGAGGAGGAGAUUGCAGAGGAGAAGUCACCUCUGGAUGGUGCGUGGUACAAGAGGAAACAAAAUCUGCCAGUCCUGAAACGAAGCAAAAUUAAGAAGGGUAAAAAUGACCUGAUCGGUGCUGAAGAAGGGGAAGAUCCAUUUGCUGACAUCUCCUCUGUUGCUCCCCCUGGUUCUCCCUUUGGUCGGGCCAGUGUGAAAAGCAGCACAAAGAUGGACAGCUCGUCUUAUUUUCGUCGGAAGGAGAAGCGGACUCGUUUCUUUAUCCGGCGAAUGGUAAAAGCACAGAGCUUCUACUGGAUCGUUCUGUGUCUGGUUGGCCUGAACACUCUGUGCGUGGCCAUAGUCCACUACGAUCAACCCGCGUGGCUUACAACAGCCCUGUACACAGCAGAGUUUGUUUUCUUGGGUUUGUUUCUCACCGAGAUGACCUUGAAGAUGUAUGGCCUUGGACCACGGAAUUAUUUCCACUCCUCUUUCAACUGCUUUGAUUUUGGGGUGAUUGUGGGAAGUAUUUUUGAGGUGAUCUGGGACAUGAUCAAGCCCGGAGCAUCAUUUGGAAUCAGUGUGUUGAGAGCACUGAGACUGCUAAGAAUCUUCAAAGUCACUAAGUAUUGGAACUCCCUGAGGAACCUUGUGGUCUCUCUUCUUAAUUCCAUGAAGUCAAUUAUCAGUUUACUUUUCCUGCUCUUUCUAUUCAUCGUUGUCUUCGCUCUGCUGGGCAUGCAGCUCUUUGGAGGACAAUUCAACUUUGAGGAUGAAACACCUACAACAAACUUUGAUACCUUUCCAGCGGCCAUCCUCACUGUGUUUCAGAUUUUAACUGGGGAAGACUGGAAUGCAGUGAUGUACCAUGGCAUAGAGUCACAAGGAGGUGUUCGCCGUGGAAUGUUUUCUUCCGUCUACUUCAUUGUCCUUACACUUUUUGGAAACUACACCCUGCUGAAUGUCUUCUUGGCUAUCGCUGUUGAUAAUCUUGCAAAUGCACAGGAGCUAACAAAGGAUGAAGAAGAACAGGAGGAGGCAGCCAAUAAGAAGCUUGCUCUGCAGAAGGCUUUGGAGGUGAAGGAAGUCAGUCCCAUGUCAGCAGCCAACAUCUCAAUCGCUGCUUUUGUAAAGCAAAAUCGAGAUGCAAUCUCUCGCAGGUCGUCCAUCAACAGCAUUCAGUCACUUAAGGAACAGCAACGAACAGCCAAAACCAUGUCAGUGUGGGAGCAGAGGACCAACCAACUGAGGAGACACAACAUAAGAGCUAGCAACGAGGCUUUGUUUAAUGAACUCGACCCAGAGGAACGCCUACGACUGUCCUCUGUUCUCCAUCUCCAUCCUGACAUGAUGACUCACCUGGAUAGACCCCUUGUGGUAGAGUCCAGGAACAGCGACCUUACUAACAGGCCACCUGAAGAGGGAGAGCAAGACAGCACGGGAGACAACUUCCAUUCGCACACCAGGAAGCACCAUCGCCAACGGGACAGGAACGGCGAGGGCAGGGAUGGAUGUGAUGGUCGUGCGACAAGGCAUCACAUUCAUCACAGCCGGAGCAAAGAUCACAAUAGCAAUGGCGCUCAGACUAAGGAGAGGAGAGGGGAGAGUAGCCACAGUCGGGAUGAGGGGCAGCGACGCAGGCGGCAUCAUCACACGGGCUCCCCGGAAGAGGAGAUCUCUGAUGCACGAGGAGGAGGGCAAGAGAGAGGGCAUCGCCACCACCACUCACACCGUACAGCGAAAGAGGGAAAUGGGACAUUAGCGAACGGUGCCCAUGGAGAGCGCAGAGGCCGGGGAAGGGGAGGGGAAGGUAACGGAGAGAAAAAAGGACGUUGCUCUCGAAUGGUCAGAGCGCAGUCGACUCUGGAUGGAGACGAAAGCAAAAAGUGCAAGAAAAGUCAUAGGGAGAUGCUGUCUGAUGGUGAGGAGGAGGUUCUUGCCACUAGUCCUCUCAGUCUUGGAGACAAGCAAGAAGACGCUGAUAACCAAAAGAACUCCACAAGAGCCAGCCAGGCUGGCCUUAACAGUAACACAAUUCACAUCCCUGUCACCAUAACUGCCCCGCCUGGAGAGACAACCAUUAUUCCCAUGAAUAAUAUUGAGUGCGGCAACUUUGGAGUCAGCGAGGAGAAGAAAGCUCUGGAAGAAGACGAUGCUGUCAAUAGGCCCCGGCAAAUCCUCCCCUAUAGUUCCAUGUUCAUUUUUGGACAAACAAACCCGGUACGGCGGCUGUGUCACUACGUGGUCAACCUGCGCUACUUUGAAAUGUGCAUCCUGAUGGUCAUUACCAUGAGCAGCAUCGCCUUGGCAGCUGAGGAUCCUGUGCAAUCCAAUGCACCGCGUAACAAUGUGCUCAAGUAUCUGGAUUAUGUAUUCACUGGAGUGUUUACAUUUGAGAUGGUGAUUAAGAUGAUUGACUUGGGACUGCUCCUCCACCCUGGGUCCUAUUUUCGUGAUUUAUGGAACAUUCUCGACUUCAUUGUGGUCAGUGGCGCUCUUGUGGCAUUCGCCUGCUCAGGGACAAAAGGCAAGGACAUCAACACCAUUAAGUCCCUGAGGGUCCUCCGAGUCUUGCGGCCACUCAAAACCAUUAAACGUCUGCCCAAACUAAAGGCUGUGUUCGACUGUGUUGUGAAUUCUCUGAAGAAUGUUCUCAACAUCCUCAUCGUAUACAUCCUCUUCAUGUUCAUCUUUGCUGUUAUCGCUGUGCAGCUUUUUAAAGGCAAAUUUUUCUACUGCACUGAUGAGUCCAAGGGUCUAGAGAAAGACUGCAGGGGUCAGUUUCUGGACUAUGACAAAGUGGAACGCGGACGUGAUGUGGAAGCUCAGCCCAGAGAGUGGAAGAAAUACGAGUUCCAUUACGAUAACGUCCUCUGGGCUUUCUUAACGCUAUUCACCGUCUCCACGGGAGAAGGCUGGCCCCUAGUGCUGAAGCAUUCAGUGGAUGCCACCUAUGAGGACCAGGGUCCCAGCCCAGGUUUUCGCAUGGAGACAUCUAUAUUCUAUGUGGUGUACUUUGUAGUGUUCCCGUUCUUCUUUGUCAACAUAUUUGUGGCUUUGAUUAUCAUCACUUUUCAAGAGCAAGGAGACAAAGCCAUGUCUGAGUGUAGCCUGGAAAAGAAUGAGAGGGCUUGCAUUGACUUUGCCAUAAAUGCCAAGCCGUUGACAAGAUACAUGCCGGAGAACAAGCAAUCCUUCCAGUAUAAGAUGUGGAAAUUUGUGGUGUCACCUCCAUUUGAAUAUGCUAUCAUGACUUUAAUUGCCCUCAACACUGUCGUGCUGAUGAUGAAGUUUUAUGGAGCACCCGACCUAUAUGAGUCCAUGCUGAAAUACUUGAACAUCGUCUUCACUGCCCUCUUCACUCUUGAGUGCAUCCUUAAGAUUAUUGCCUUUGGUCCACUGAAUUACUUGAAAGCAGCCUGGAAUGUGUUUGACUUUGUAACGGUGCUGGGAAGCAUCACAGACAUCCUGGUGACAGAGAUUAAGGACAAGAUGAUUAACCUGAGCUUCCUGAGGCUGUUCAGAGCAGCCCGGCUCAUCAAACUGCUACGGCAGGGCUACACUAUUCGCAUUUUGUUGUGGACGUUCGUGCAGUCCUUCAAGGCCCUGCCUUAUGUUUGCCUGCUCAUUGCAAUGCUCUUCUUCAUCUAUGCCAUCAUUGGAAUGCAGGUGUUUGGUAACAUUGAGCUGAACGAGGAGACCUCAAUAAAUCACCACAACAACUUCCAGACCUUUUUCCAGGCUUUAACUCUUCUGUUCAGGAGUGCCACUGGUGAAGCGUGGCAUGAAAUUAUGCUUUCAUGUCUCAGUAAUCGGUCAUGUGACAAACUCUCAGGAACUACCGGGAAAGAGUGCGGAAGUGACUUUGCCUAUUUCUACUUUGUCUCCUUCAUUUUCCUCUGCUCCUUCUUGAUGCUAAACCUAUUUGUUGCUGUCAUCAUGGACAACUUUGAGUAUCUGACCAGGGAUGCUUCCAUCUUGGGUCCUCAUCACCUUGAUGAGUUCAUCCGUGUAUGGGCAGAGUAUGACCCAGCUGCAUGUGGCCGUAUGAGUUAUCGUGAUAUGUACGAGAUGCUACGAGACAUGUCCCCUCCUCUAGGUUUGGGAAAGAAAUGCCCACCCCGCAUCGCCUAUAAGCGUUUGGUGAGGAUGAACAUGCCUAUUGCAGAGGACAACACAGUUCAUUUCACCUCCACACUCAUGGCUCUGAUUCGCACAGCCCUCGAGAUCAAGCUGGCAUCUGGAGUCUUAGCACAGCAUCUAUGUGAUAUUGACCUGAAAAGGGAAUUAAACAGAGUUUGGCCGAGCUUGUCACAGAAGACUCUUGACCUGCUGGUGACGCCACACAAAUACAAUGAGCUGACUGUGGGGAAAGUGUAUGCAGCUCUCAUGAUCUUUGAUUACUAUAAGCAGAAUCGAGCCAAGAGACUUCAGCAGCAGCAUCCAUCAGGAGGAGUUCAGAGUAAACUGGGAGCGUUGUUUCGUCCAAUACUUCCCCUUGGUCAUUUCAAGGAAGUAGACCCCCCGAUACCCAGUCCCAAACAGCUAUUACCUCUACACCCUGAAUCAGAAGCAAAGACAUCACCUCUUCCGCCUGUCAGAACCACUACCACCACCUUGGUUAACAAGGACACAAUGCUUGACCAGAAGAGUUCCAUUAAACAUUCCCAGUCUGGAGAUGUUUCUUUGACAGCACUGAAACCCAAAGGCCGGAGGAAACUACCAAGAGGCCAGUCGGAAGAUGUACAGUGUUCUGCAAGGCCUCAGGAAGUGGUUGAAAUGAAGCCAGUUGAGAACAUCUCAGACACCGAGGCAUACCCAAGUCUGGAUGGUCAUGGCCGAGCAGCUUCUCUGCCUCGGCUCAAUGCAGAGUAUUACCGGAGCCACCCUCGCCACGCCCCUGGGACCCACCUGGCACCAAUUGUUGACCUCAGUCCCAUAAGACGCUCAGCUUCCUCGCUGACCCCACAGCACAACCAGGAAGUGAUUCUUAAGGAUUAUAACCUGAUACGACCAGGCCAACAUCCAUCAUCAGCAGGAUCUGGAGCAGUCCAAGGCCAGGACCGAGUCCAUCAUCAUCAUCACCACCACCGCUGCCACAGACGUAGGGACAAGGACAAAGAGAAAAAGCAGAAAUCCCUAGAUAGAGCUACAUCGGUGCAGCCACCAAGUACUGUUGACCCCUCGGCCGAAGGUAUGUCUAGAGAACGAGCAAGGGAGCGUGACCGCAGUCGCCCGCACGAGAGAAGGCAUCAUUCCUCUGCAGGCGAGAAACAACGCUACUACUCCUGCGAGCGUUAUGGCUCCAGAGAGACAAGCCACGCUAAAUCAGCCGGUCCAAGCCGAUCCACAUCUCCAGGAGAGGGACAAGACACCGCCAUCCUUAAACAAUAUGGUAGCACUGUGGGUAAAGCCGCCCCAUCUGGUUCAAGCACAUCGGGUCGUGGUCGCAGGCAGCUCCCCCAAACACCCCUCACUCCUCGUCCUGCCGUGGCCUAUAAGACUGCAAACUCCUCCCCCCUCUCUUCUGCUGCCAGCACCACUAUGGCUGGACACCACACUCGUGUCAGCCGUGGCCUUUCAGAACACGACCGCCUGCACGGGGACACUGACCGCUCCCCGAUACCGGUGACCUGCAUUGGUUCUGAUCCAAAUUUAGCCCAUCAGCUGCAGGGAGCUUCUCAACAAGCGCUUUUGGAAGACAUGGAGGACUUCCAGGACGCUGUUAGCAGCCAAGUAUUAUCGCACUCUGCCAGAGCUGGCGCCUCAGCAACCACCUCAUCUUCCCAUGAUGCUGCCGCUGUGCCCGUCACAGCGGCGGCCACGCAAGAGCGUGCAGAUGUGGUACCUAACGGGUACCACUUCACCUUUGGGGUAAAUUCUGCAUCAAACAGCAGAGGAACACGAAGCCUCAGGGAGAGAGAGGAUGAGGACUGGUGCUAACAUGCUUAGAUACUAGAGAGGGUUUUCCUAUCCACUGAUGAAGGAGCAGCUUGUCUGUGUUGCUCUUGUCAGGUCGCGUGAGCUGGUCAGAGGCUAGCAGGCUUGGAUUGAGGUAAAGUGAAAACUAGCCAGUUGAAAGUGCUGUUAAAGGGGUCCAUUGAAGCGUCUCCUUCCAACACAGAGAAGUGUGGAAGGAUAGAAAAUGAUGACUUUUUCUAACCUUUUUUUUAACCCUUCCUACAAAAUGAUUCUGAAUACCCUUCAAUAUUUUGCCUUGGCCAGUGGUGUUGAAGUUUAAAAGCCCGAAUUUGGAAAAGCUAUGUUUUACAAUCCAAAUGCCUCAUUCUCGAUCUCCCUGGAUGCUUUACUUUGUCUUGACAAAUAAGGCGGAGGUUUAGAUGGAACUUGCUAGCACCAAACAUCUGAUGGAAUAGAGUCAUUAUCGACCAAGAUGAUCUUAUGUCGGUCUUGGAACUUUUCUGAUUAUUAAUGCAAAGAUCAGCAAGUGUCACUUUGAGGCAAAACAACAACUACAACAAAGGAGCCACUUUCAUGGCCAAGCUUUAUUCAAAUUGGGGGUCCACGCAGGGACUUGGACAACAAUUUUACAACAUGUGGCCGAAUACUAAGUGCCUCAUUUUACAAGAUGUGAGCAGUAGUCUGGCUUCUUGAGUGGAUGAUCUGUGUUGAACACACAGUCAAGCAUGUGCACAGGUGAGGAAUACUGGACAACUUAAAGCUGUUUGGAUCUGUUGUAAUGGUCUAGAUAAAAACAAAAACAAAACAAAAAAAUCCCCAAAAACAUUUUUAUAUACUGAGUCCUGUAGUUGGUGAACCCACACUGAAGAUCCAAAGUCAGCGAUGUAGUGCAUGCCGAGGUCUUGAACAUGUCGAUUUGUGUCUGUACUUUAUUUAAGGGUGUGUGCUAAGCAUUUGCCUUCUUCAAACACACUGCCAGUCCAUUGGUAAGAAACAGUCUCCAAAAGGACAAAAGUGCCAUUUUUUAAACUGUAACUCAAGUCAGAAACAAAUGUCCUCCAGUAGAGCUGAUUCUAUUAAAAAAAAAGCCACAUGCUUGUUUUUGUUGUUUUUGUUUUGUUCUGGCUCUAACAGGUGAACCUCAUAUUUGGUUUAUUGUUUUAGUUCUCAUCCUUUUCUUAAUACUUUUCUAUCAUGCCCACAGGAUGGACAAAAGAGAGGAAUGGAGGAAUAAUUUCUAUACAAUCGGUAUACCGAAAAAACUGCUCUUUAAAGUCACAGUGGUCACAAUGAUUUACUAGAUAUGUUGUAAUAGUGAUCAUCUUUUUGCAUCUUGUUGGUUAUUGAUAUUUAUACUUUCACUACAUUAUUAAAUUGUUGUUGGUAAUCAUUGUGAGAAAUCAUAAACAUGUCAUUUGAGCGAAUAUUGUUUCAGAAGUGUGUAACAAAAUUGAUAGCCUUUUGCAGUACUUAGUAUGUAAUCGGCUUGUGACCCCUAAUCCAAUAAAAUGACCACUACUGAAGUAUUGACGAACUAAAUACAGUAAUCCCUCGUUUAUCGCGGAUAAUUGGUUCCAAAAACCACCCGCGAUAAGUGAAAUCCGCGAAGUACGGUCGGUCACCAACAAGAAGUACUGGGCAGGCUAACGAGUUAGCGGAAAGAUGCUAAUUCGCAAUCGUACUAACAUGCGAAAACGGACUUUUAAAGGAAUGUAAACGAAUAUUUGGAGCAAUACUACAUUGUCCUAAAGGUUAGACUCCUCAAUUUAGAAGUUUUACUUGGACUUUUAAAUUGUUUUUUAAUUUGGGGAAAAAAAUCCGCGAUGUAGUGAAGCCGCGAUAAACGAAACGCGAAGUAGCGAGGGAUCACUGUAUACCAAAGAUUAGAUAACAAUAACAACAUUUGAUUAGAAAAUAUCACUCCUCAAUCUAAUUUACUACUAUUUAAACGCAACGAAUAAAUCCCGCUCCUUCUUAUGUGAAGCGCAUGUUCUUUAGGCGCUUGCGUGAGUUUUCUGCGAGUACUUCCUCUUACAUGUCAAAAACAUGCAUGUUCCUUUAAGUACCCCACCUCUUACCCAAAGUCACCCAAUGAGGGCUAGCCAAGCGCUGUAUAAAAUAGAUGGAUUGAUGAUGAUGUAUUAGGCCUCAUACUUCCAGAUUCAGUGUGCAAUUAAAGGUUUAUAUUCCGUUUUGUUUUGUGGAUUUGGAUUGCCACUAUUCUGUUGGUGGUGUGCGGAAGACUGGAGGCAUCUGUGGCCCACCUGGCACAUUCCUAAUGUGUUUUUACUGUCGUUUCCUUACUCAUCCCUUGCCACUAAAACCACAUUUGUUUUCGAGUUUUUAAACAUAUGUUGCAAAUUAUUUGGUACUAUUAAGAAGGAUGCCGUCUUUAUGCAGUUUUGUGAAGGAAUUUAGGGUUUGUUGGUUGGAGAGCCAUGUAGCCAAUGUUUUGUUCUUUGUUUGUUUUGUGUUUGUUGGGUACUUAGACCUAAAAAAUGAUUCACAGACAAAAUGUUCUUUUUUUUCUUUAAAAAGGUUGAAUGUGGCACAAUGGGUUGUUUAUGCUGCAUGCCUGUACACCCUUUUUAAAUCUAUCGCUGCCUUCCCUUGCAAUGACUGUUGUUCAGCUCCUAAAUUGUCAUUCUGAGUACAUAAAAUUGGAUGAACGUUAUAUCUGUUCCCUGUGCUUUACUGUCACAUUUACAUACAGUCUGAGCAAAUUGAGACCCUUAAAGCAAUUUUACCUUCUAAUUCCAUCCCACUUCUCCCCCUCCCAAAUGUGUCGUAAAUACAAAGUGACCAUAGCACAUGCCAUUUCACAACCUUUAUUAAUAGGAAUCAGUCAACAAGCUGUAAUCAUUCAUUCAUUCAUCUUCUGACCCGCUUAUUCCCACGAGGGUUGUGGCCGCGCUGGAGCCUAUACCAGCACCAGCAUAAUAAAAUGAAAUAUUAAAUAAAUAAAUACAUAAAUACUAAAGAUAACAUCAAAACCAAAAUAAAUAAAAUAAAUCCUAAGUUAACAUACAGUGCAAAGUCAUCAAUUACAUCAUACAAUAAAUGUUGUGCAAUGUCAUGAUUGACACUUUUAUGACCUCCAAGAUACUUAAAGCGCUCUUGCGGCAUUAAUGAGCAAAGAUAAAUCUUAAUCAGCUUCAUUUUUUAAGAGCUCUGCUCAGCAAAGUUGAUGAAAUGUGAAGAGUGACACCAAUGCGGAGGGCAAUCCAAAGAUUUGCAUGGAUUUUAUUUGGAUUGUAAUAAUAUUAAUAAUAAUAAACUAGAAAGUACUGCACUUGCUACUACACGACUAUCUAUUAUUAUAAAUUGUACUAGCCCACUACUACUAUUAGUACAAAAGUACCAACAUAAACUGAAAGGAUAUAAAUUUACCGGUUAAGUGAUGUUUUUACUGGAACAAAUGUGUUGAAUGCAUUUUAUACACAACCACAAAAAGCUCAUUUUACUACUAAUUUUUUUAAUCCGGUGAAGGCCAACAUACAUGACGAAAUAUUGAAUUCAUAUUAAUUGGGGCAGCUGGAGGAGAGUUGGGGAUCGUCGGCCAAUACAGAUUUUUGAUUUCAACAAAAGCACAACUUCCUCGCUUUUUUUUUUUUUUAACAAUUGCUCGCUCCUUGACCCAUGAUGUAGUUUGGAUGACAUAUCAAGUCCUGCUCUACAAGUGCAGGUUGAGUCUUUCCUCUGAUUGCUCAGAUGUUGUGUCCCGUCAUUGCCACAAAUGACAAUUUCCUUAACUCCUUUCCAAACUCCUUUUUCCUUAAGACAUUGGUGCUAAUUUGCGCACCUCCUCAAGACAAUUAUUUCUUUGGGUGUGAUAUCACAUUUUGUCAUAUCCAAACCUUACCACCAGAAAUCAUGCAUUGUUUAUCAUACCCAAUUGUGUUGCAAUUUUGGCUGUGUCAGUAACACUUGUCUCAUUCUUUGACUGACACUCAGUUUGACUUCAGGCAUGUGUUGGAUUUGUGCUUCAAAGAGAGAUAAUAUUUUCAAUCUCAAACUUGAAUAGGGUGCCAAAUGUCUUCUUUCGUCAUUUACUAUGUCUUCCCCAUUGGACAUUUCCUGUCUGCAUGUUCUUAAAAGAAAUUUGCAUGUACAAAAAUGGAAAAAAAAAGUUUGACUUCAAUACAUCCAUGACUUCAAUAAUUAGCCUGUUGUCUUUCUGAUGCUUUGCACAACCAAUGUGUAAACCUAACGGACUUGAAAGUCACUGUUUCUACCAGUCCCCCCUCCCAAAAAAUGGAAAUGUACUUGCAGAGUGGUUCUAAAGUGUCUCAAUCCUUCGCUGCCUGAUCUGUUACUUGACUGUCUCCUGCACAGUCAAAAUGUACCAAGUUUUGUAUGAGUCUAAAACAUUGAAUAAAGAAGAAUGAUGAUGAAAACUUGAA
Syngnathus typhle (broad-nosed pipefish) is the source of this 12306-nucleotide messenger RNA. Its product is annotated as voltage-dependent N-type calcium channel subunit alpha-1B-like. Gene Ontology annotation, cellular component: voltage-gated calcium channel complex; membrane; neuronal cell body. The coding region runs from base 782 to 7924 and encodes 2380 amino acids. Gene Ontology annotation, molecular function: high voltage-gated calcium channel activity. The record is from RefSeq and is a predicted model, not a curated record. The transcript has 49 exons. NCBI's taxonomy places the organism in Eukaryota, Metazoa, Chordata, Actinopteri, Syngnathiformes, Syngnathidae. Gene Ontology annotation, biological process: calcium ion import across plasma membrane; chemical synaptic transmission.